AUGUCAUCAGUUCCACAGAGAAAGCCUUGGUGGAAAUUGAAGAAGACAGUACAAGUCACACGAUCCUGUCCAGCCUUCCCUCCCCUGGAUGCCUGGGAAGAAAGCAGGGGCCUCUUGCCUGUGGCUGGGGACCCCAACCCUGGAGUGGUCUUUGGUGUGGAGGAGGGACUGCUCUGCCAAAUGGUGCAUUCUCCAGAAUUCAACCUCUUUCCUAACUCUGUGGUGUUUGAAAGUAACUUUGUCCAGGUCAGGAGGGACAGACACUGGAUAGACAUCUACAAAGCCUCCAACACCACAGCCCUGGGGGUGACCUCCUCCGUGCCCUGCCUGCCCCUUCCCAACAUCCUUCUCAUGGCCAAUGUCAAGUGGCACCAGGGGCAGAGCCAGACAUGGAACAGACCAUCCAUAACCCCAAACAUCAUCCUGAAGAGGAUUCUCCCGUUAAAGUUCGUGGAGCUCCAGGUCUGUGACCGCCUGCAGCGCAUCCUGAGGUUGAGGACGGUCACCGAGAAGAUCUACUACCUGAAGCUGCACCCUGACCACCCUGAGAUCGUGUUCCACUUCUGGAUCCGGCUGGUCCGGAUCUUGCAGAAGGGCCUGUCCAUCACCACCAAGGAUCCUAGGAUUCUUGUCACUCACUGCCUGGUCCCCAAGAACAGGUGCAACGCCUCGGGAGAUGCUAAGGAGAAGCCUCUGGCCUCCCAGCCCAAUGAGAAUCUCAUGCAGCUGAUGGCCAAGGGGGAGAAUAAGGCCCUUUCUCAGAUUUUUGAGGACCUGCACCAGCAGAACCAGUUCAGGAGCAGUAAGAAGAUAGAGACCAACAAAGACAGCCCAGGGAAAUAUUCUUCCUAUGAAGACGGGAUCCCGUGUACCUGGGACCUCAGCUGGAGGGACUCACUGACCUCUGGAGAAUGGGAAAGGGAGAAUCCUUCUUGGCUGCAAUCCCUCUCACUCCUCAGCACACUGGCAGCCUGCACUGGGCCCCAGCUGGCCCCACUCAUAGGAAAUUCUAUCUGA
This is a messenger RNA of Elephantulus edwardii (Cape elephant shrew), 1017 nucleotides long. RefSeq names its product family with sequence similarity 71, member F1 (gene GARIN1B). Gene Ontology annotation, cellular component: nucleus. The record is from RefSeq and is a predicted model, not a curated record. Lineage: Eukaryota; Metazoa; Chordata; Mammalia; Macroscelidea; Macroscelididae.